CAGGGCCCGAUAAUAAAGGAAUUUAUAAAGGUGAUCGAGAGUCCAGUGGAAAAUACACUUUUGCUGCCCACAUGGAUGGAACUUACAAGUUUUGCUUUAGCAACAGAAUGUCCACCAUGACUCCCAAGAUAGUGAUGUUCACUAUUGAUAUCGGGGAAGCUCCAAAGGGGCAAGACAUGGAGACAGAAGGUGGUGGAGAUACCUGGGAUGCUCAUCAGAACAAGCUAGAAGAGAUGAUUAACGAGUUAGCAGUGGCCAUGACAGCCGUAAAGCAUGAACAGGAGUACAUGGAAGUUCGUGAAAGAAUACAUAGAGCAAUUAAUGACAACACAAACAGCAGAGUGGUUCUUUGGUCAUUCUUUGAAGCUCUUGUAUUAGUUGCCAUGACACUGGGACAAAUCUACUAUCUGAAGAGGUUUUUUGAAGUCCGAAGGGUUGUUUAAGAGUACUUUUCUGUCCCGGAUUUCAGUUCACUGUCUACCAAACAUCCUGGUCACAAAAAAAGUCAUUUAGUUUCUGAACCCUCUUUACUGAACUGUAAAACUUAUUUGCUUAUGUUCCUUCCUAGGUAAAAAUGAAUUGUUUUUAUAUAUCUUCUGUAGCAAAAGCUGUGCUGAAAUCUUGUCACUUAAUUGGCAUAAUUUUUUUCACCUAAAUCUGCUUAGUCUGUAUGCUGAGCGAGGUCCAGGCAAGCUGCAAAUGCUGUAAAUCAACUGUAGUAACAAGCAAUGUUGGUGUCUUUUCUAACUUUUUUCCCUGUUUUCAUACUUGCAGUUCUACCUAGGGAAACGGUACAAGGCCCUAACAUGACUUUUUGCAUUCUUGACAUCUUUAACCCUGCAGUAGGCGUCACAAAAUUGAAAUAAUCCCUUCUUCACUUACAUAAACUGCCAAGGAGAAGCGAUUGGAAUUUUAUUCUGAUAAUG
Molecule: messenger RNA, 926 nt
Organism: Phaethon lepturus (White-tailed tropicbird)
Lineage: Eukaryota; Metazoa; Chordata; Aves; Phaethontiformes; Phaethontidae
Gene: TMED2
Product: transmembrane emp24 domain trafficking protein 2
Exons: 4
Coding region: 72-443 (123 amino acids)
Biological process (GO): intracellular protein transport; Golgi organization; endoplasmic reticulum to Golgi vesicle-mediated transport
Cellular component (GO): endoplasmic reticulum; COPII-coated ER to Golgi transport vesicle; endoplasmic reticulum-Golgi intermediate compartment
Source: RefSeq, a predicted model, not a curated record